AUGAAUGCCACGGGGUCCGCAGUGAAGGCCCCUGACACCUGCCAGCAGCUGGCGGCCAGUGGGCACAGCCAGCUCAUUACCCUGCACUACAACCACUCGGGCCGGCUGAUGUGGCGGACCAAGCAGGAGGACGGGGGCCUGAGUGUCCUGCAGGGGCUCUUCGUGGCCAUGAGCUGUCUGGUGGUGCUGGAGAACCUUCUGGUGCUGAUGGCCAUCGUGACCCGCAUGCGCUCCCGGCGCUGGGUCUACUACUGCCUGGUGAACAUCACCCUGAGCGAUCUGCUCACCGGCUUGGCCUACCUGGUCAACGUCCUGCUGUCUGGGGCCCGGACCUUCCACCUGGCGCCGGCCACCUGGUUCCUGCGGGAGGGCAUACUCUUCAUGGCCCUGGCUGCCUCCACCUUCAGUCUGCUUUUCACAGCCGGCGAACGCUUUGCGACCAUGGUGCGGCCGGUGGCCGAGAGCGGGACCACCAAGAGGGGCCGCGUCUUGGGCUUCAUUGGGCUGUGCUGGCUGCUGGCCGCCCUGCUGGGCCUGCUGCCCCUGCUCGGCUGGAACUGCGUGUGCUCCUUCCAGAGCUGCUCCAGCCUGCUCCCGCUCUACUCCAAGGCCUACAUCCUCUUCUGCGUGGUCAUCUUUGCCUGCAUCCUGGCCACCAUCAUGGUGCUCUACGGGGCCAUCUUCCGGGUGGUGCGGGCCAACGGGCAGAAAGCCUCGCGCCCCCCGUUCCGCCGCAAGGCCCGCCGGCUGCUCAACACGGUGCUCAUGAUCCUGGUGGCUUUCGUGGUCUGCUGGGGUCCCCUCUUCGGUCUGCUGCUGGCCGACAUCUUUGGCUCCAACAUCUGGGCCCAGGAGUACCUGAGGGGCAUGGACUGGAUCCUGGCGCUGGCUGUGCUGAACUCGGCCGUGAACCCGCUCAUCUACUCCUUCCGCAGCCGGGAGGUGUGCCGGGCCGUGCUGGGCUUCCUCUGCGGCGGGUGCCUCCGGCUGGGCCUUCGCGGGCCUGGGGACUGCCUGGCCCAGGCUGUCGAGGCGCACUCGGGAGCCUCCACCACUGACAGCUCGCUGAGGCCCAGGGACAGCUUUAGGGGCUCUCGGUCGCUCAGCUUUCGGAUGCGGGAGCCCCUGACUAGCAUCUCCAGCGUGAGGAGCGUCUGA
This is a messenger RNA of Miniopterus natalensis, 1158 nucleotides long. RefSeq names its product sphingosine-1-phosphate receptor 4 (gene S1PR4). The record is from RefSeq and is a predicted model, not a curated record. Gene Ontology annotation, biological process: G protein-coupled receptor signaling pathway. Gene Ontology annotation, cellular component: membrane. Lineage: Eukaryota; Metazoa; Chordata; Mammalia; Chiroptera; Miniopteridae. Gene Ontology annotation, molecular function: sphingosine-1-phosphate receptor activity.